Messenger RNA from Sardina pilchardus (European sardine), 423 nucleotides. RefSeq names its product P2X purinoceptor 7-like. The coding region runs from base 67 to 423 and encodes 118 amino acids. The transcript has 4 exons. The record is from RefSeq and is a predicted model, not a curated record. NCBI's taxonomy places the organism in Eukaryota, Metazoa, Chordata, Actinopteri, Clupeiformes, Clupeidae.
GACGAUGCUGGUCGUCGAUUGGGCCAGGACGUUUCACUGUGGUGCACCUGUGGGAAUUGUACCACUAUGCCCACUGAAGCGGAGAACAUCUGCUGCAGGGAAAUCGCAAAGGUGCUAAGACGAAUGGGCCAAGUGCCAGUACCAAUAAUCUGCAUGACAGAGCAUCCAGGCCUAGAGCCUGUAUGUCUGAACCCAUACAGUCUGCAAAAUGUCUACAACAUUUAUAAAUAUGAUUUUGGACCUGUUAGACACAGAACAGAGGAAGAGGGUUUCAGGCAUCUUGCCUACCGCAGCUUUGUAAGCUGGUGUUGGGGUUAUUUAGGACGUAGUCGCCGGGUUGUCAUCCCAUCAUGUGUGGUGCAGCGGAUACGGCAGCAGUUCCAGUCUGGUGACUACACAGGCUUCAGACCACCUAUUGACUGA